AUGUUUCUUUACCAGCUACUCAACUUUUUCCUUGUAGCUUCCAAAGAGGAGGAGGACUCUAAAUAUGACCUGUCACUCUACAAGCGUGGUGAUUUAUUAGAAGUCCCCAGGACGUUAUUCACACAUUUUGGUAUCUACCUGGGAGACAACCGUGUGGCUCAUCUCAUUCCGGACAUCCUGCCUGCAAUUUCCAACAGUAAAUCUGCAAUUGCCAAGAUGGUAACAAAUAACCGCCUGCUGCUGGGGGUUAUCACCAAGGUUGCCAGUGUCAGAGUGGACUCUGUGGUAGAUUUUGCAUAUGGAUCAGAGAUUCUGAUCAACCACAUGGACAAAGUGUGCCGUCAACCAGCUUUGGACGGGGACGAGGUGGCCAGGAGGGCUGAGAAGCUCCUGGGCUCUGUCACUUACAGCUUACUGUGGUACAACUGUGAACACUAUGUCAUGUACUGCAGAUAUGGGAUGGCUAUCAGCUACCAGACGUACCAGUUCUGCACAACAGUACGGAAGAUUGUUUUCAGCAGGAUGAGUUCCUAUUUGACUGCGCUGUGUGGUGUAGGAAUCCUGCUGUAUCUGGGCUGUGUGACACCACUGACACUUUUACCGACCCUGCUCAUCUCAUUCACCAUCUGGAUGGCAGCCUAAUGGCCGCUGGAGGGACAACUCAUGAGAAAAGACUUUAAUUUAACACACUAGUGGAAGCUGAAAUUAAGUCCUGUGGUUUAGCUGUGUGACUAAAGGCACUGGGAAAUGAAUGUGUUCGUGAUAAUAAAACAGUUUUACGUUUUAUUUUUCUUUGGGCAAUUAUAGAUUUUUUAUUUAUUAAAUAAUGUUUCAUAUUUCUUUGCAUUGAUAAUCGUUGUGCGGUUAGAAACCCUUUUUUUGUUAGAGGUCUAAUUUUGUAAGUUAUUCAUCAUUAAUGUUCACCGGGCUCUGAUAUUCAAUAUUAAUCUCAUUUAACAGUAGCAGCUCAUAGAUUAUAAAUGGACUUUAACUCAGCAAACUCCUGAAGACUGAGAUAAAGCUCAGCAGAGAUAUCUGGAGAGAAGAGGCUAACCAACCAGUGGAUACAAGAUGGUGUAUGCGGAUGGAUGUUGCAAGAAUGUUGAAAUUAAUGUUUGUCAUCAUUGUGAUACUAUAACAUAGGCUUGGACAAAGUGCAAUAAGUUUCUUCUGAAUGGAAUAGUAUCAUUUUGAUUUAUCAUAAUGUCAAAUGUCAAAUGUGUUUAUCAGUCCAUUAAACAUGUAUUUCUCAACAUAGUUAAUUGUAUACAGUCCCUGGAUUGUGCCUGAUGAAAAAAAGCAUUUUAAAUACACAAAAGAAAUCUACUACUGAACGCAGACUUGCAGAACAAAUAGCCAUAAACAAGCACAAUUAGUGUUAAGUGUUUUCCUCAUUAGUGCAGAGAAUGUGGUAAACUUUCUGUCUUCGUAAUGACAUUAAACAUUGCUAAACCUUCGAGCAAAAUUGUCUUGAUAAUAAAUCAACUGAACACCUGAUGGUCAGCAGUGUUAUUAGAUGUUAAUAAAAACAACCUUGACUUUC
Dicentrarchus labrax (European seabass) is the source of this 1543-nucleotide messenger RNA. Its product is annotated as lecithin retinol acyltransferase family protein. The coding region runs from base 1 to 642 and encodes 213 amino acids. Gene Ontology annotation, molecular function: phosphatidylcholine-retinol O-acyltransferase activity. The transcript is spliced from 2 exons. Lineage: Eukaryota; Metazoa; Chordata; Actinopteri; Moronidae. Gene Ontology annotation, biological process: retinol metabolic process. The record is from RefSeq and is a predicted model, not a curated record.